Messenger RNA from Nicotiana attenuata, 546 nucleotides. RefSeq lists its product as uncharacterized. The transcript is spliced from 2 exons. NCBI's taxonomy places the organism in Eukaryota, Viridiplantae, Streptophyta, Magnoliopsida, Solanales, Solanaceae. The coding region runs from base 76 to 390 and encodes 104 amino acids. Gene Ontology annotation, cellular component: chloroplast thylakoid membrane; chloroplast stroma. The record is from RefSeq and is a predicted model, not a curated record.
UCCCUUAUCCUAUCUCAUCAUCAUGGUCACAAAAUAACCACUUCUAACUGUACACAGAAAGGAAGACAAGUAGCCAUGUCUUCCUUAGCAACCAGACAACUUUUCCACAUAACAAGUAGUAAUUCCCAAGAGCAAAUUUGUCCUUUCAGGUCUAGUCCUGUGUUCCUAACCAACAAGACCAACAACAGUAAUAGAUUCUUUAACAUCAGUGACUUUCCGGAUUACAAGAAUUUGACUGUUGUGGUAAAGGCAGCUGCUGGGGAUGGAAGAAUUUCACCUACGAAUCAAGAUGAUGAAGAUGGGGUGUCCUUAGAAACCAUGAAAUUGCCUCUGUAUGUUGAUCUUGCCAGAUUUGAAACUCCACUUUUUCAGGUUAAAAUACCUAUCUAAGUGGUGCUGUCAGACUGAUCCUUAAAAUGGUUAAGGCAGUGAAAGAUACGGUGAGGUCGACCAAAAGUGAUUGAUUUAUCGCCACAGGUAUGUUAAGGCUAUCCUUUCUUUCUUUUGGCAUGAUCCAAGUAUCGAUACGUAAACGUAAUAUUAUUC